Capronia epimyces CBS 606.96 is the source of this 2019-nucleotide messenger RNA. RefSeq lists its product as uncharacterized. The transcript is spliced from 2 exons. NCBI's taxonomy places the organism in Eukaryota, Fungi, Ascomycota, Eurotiomycetes, Chaetothyriales, Herpotrichiellaceae. The record is from RefSeq and is a predicted model, not a curated record. Bases 1 to 2019 code for a protein of 672 amino acids.
AUGGAUAGGUCGCUCGCGGCUCUGUUGAGGUCUUUGAAGACCUCACAAUACCCUGAAGAUGCUGCAAGGUUAUUACCCACCGCCACGAACCUUUUGUCGCGACUGUCGAAUCCUUUGAAUGUUUCCUUGCUGUCUUCGCAUCUGCUGUCAACUGAUGUCCUGUAUCCGAGACCGACCGAUCUGGCUCGAUGUCGAGCGAUCUUCAGCGUUUUCUACACCGCAGUUCUCCGACGGAUCGAGGACAAACAGACUGCAAGCCACGAAUAUUCUCACAGUCAUCUGGCCAAAAAAGAAUGGAUAAGAGCCGUGGUGCAGGGGGCAGACGAAAAGUCCCCCAGAUGGAGACAUACCUUGCUUCUAGGGGCACUUCUUCUCGCCUGUCAGUCGAGGGAUUCCGAAGAGCUGCCGUCCGACCUCCGCAACAAGCUGGAGGCUGCGUUGGUCACCGCAUCCAACCUCGCUUUACAACAAAAGGACUCUGAACCCAACUGUGAGCUGGCCGUCGUGUUCGCCCUGAACUAUACCUUUCCUACCCUGUCGGACUAUCAUCGGGCGCAGGUCCAUUACGACCUCCUGCUGCCCGUCCUCAUAGACGCGGCGUUCUUCUCUCGCGAAGGUCUCGAACAAGGUUAUUGGCUGGGGGUUAUCGACUACGACGUGCGCCAAUCUUCUGAGCAAAAAUUCAAAUGGCCAUCAGACUGUACGUCGUUCCGAAAAGUCACUGAAAUCAAAUCAAGAAGUCUAGUGUCUGCGCUCGGCGCGCUGUCACGCUUGAUUGCCCAUUCUGUCGACAAUGUACAUGAUCGGCUGUUGGUGGUCCACAGUACGAACAGGAUUGCCGGGUUCGCGAGGAAUGUCGCAACAUCAUGGAGGCAGAACAAAUUGUCUGAAAUUGAUCCAAGGGAGGAGUCUCAGUUUCUGGACCAAGAGACCAUCAACAAGACACUGCCGGUCCUUCUCCAGCUUCUCAGAGACACAAUGUUUGCCGCUGUCAUCGCCCUUCGAUCUGUUCUCGGCAGGCUCCUCUGCGAUGGGGUGCUUGCGUCCGAUGUCAAUGCUCCAGGGUUGGCCAUGCAAAGCUUACACAUAUUACGCGACACUUACUUCAUAGCCCACCGUUUUGGGUUGACCUCUUCGUCGCAGUACAUCUUCGUCAACUUUACAGCCAUCGAUGUCCUAAGUCGAUAUCAGGCACAGUCGGAGAAUUUUCUGGAGUCGAUACGACCUAUAGAGCCGGGCCGGAUUCCCCAGCAUCCUCUCGACAGAAUGCAUGAUUUAUUCUUCCUCAACUCCGCCGAACACUUCACACUGACGGUCUCGCCACGUCUGAAUCAGGAUUUACUCUUCAACGCUGCAGCACCGUACAUUGACCCGCAAGGAGAUCCACGACUCGCUGAAAUUUACGAGGCUGCCCACAGUCUUAUCUUGGCCAUCCUUGCCGCGCCACAAAACGCGGAGGUGGCAACGAGGAAUGUUCCGUUCUACGUCGAAACUUUGCUGCAAAGUUUCCCCAAACCCCUAGCAGCUCGACAAUUCAGAUUGGCCAUCAAGUCAGUCGUCCGCAUCGCAGCUCCGCCCUCCCCUAUUGCAGUAUGUGUGCCUCUCAUGCAAGCCAUUGUCAUGGACUUGCUCAGAGAACGCAUGAGUCAUGCCUCAGAAGAUGUGCUCCCUCCUAGUCCAGACUUCGCAAAGGACAGCCAGCCUCCUUUGUCGGAAAAGACAGUCUUUCUGCUCUCAAUCAUAGACUGUUUGAGCUUCUUGCCAAUUCCAUUACUGGAAGAAUGGCUUCCACUGACUGCUGAGUUGCUCCACAAAAUUCAAGAUCCCGGCCAAAGGCAACAAUCCCAACAACGACUGUGGGAUACCCUUAGUAACGGUGAAAUGGACGUGGAGCGGGCCGCUGCUUGUGUUGCUUGGUGGACCUCCAGAGGAGGCCGGGAGCAUGUCAUGUUUGGAGAGCACCCAGAAGACCAAGAAUACACCAUGAGUGGUGCCCUUCAGUACGACAGCAAGCUUUGA